This is a messenger RNA of Capsicum annuum, 1731 nucleotides long. Its product is annotated as phenolic glucoside malonyltransferase 1-like. NCBI's taxonomy places the organism in Eukaryota, Viridiplantae, Streptophyta, Magnoliopsida, Solanales, Solanaceae. The transcript has a single exon. The record is from RefSeq and is a predicted model, not a curated record. The coding region runs from base 178 to 1536 and encodes 452 amino acids.
CUCUUUAGGUUGAUGUUACAACUCACUCUUUAGGUUGAUGUUACAAUCUUUAAAUUGAGUAAUAAAUGAUUAGUCGGGCUUCAAAGUUCAAACUACAAAUAUUUAUGAAGAAAGUAGCAGCCACAUAUUCUAUAUAUUGGUUGAUUAGGUAAAUGUGUAUCUCAAAACCAAACGUCUAUGGCUAAGGUUAUUGAGCAAUGUCAAGUUGCGCCACCUCCCGGUGGUGCUGCCGAGUUGACACUCCCUCUCACCUAUUUUGAUCUUACGUGGUUAAUUUUCGGCCGCAACAGGCGGAUUUUAUUCUACAAGCUCCCUAUUUCCAAAUUGGAUUUUGUCCAAACUAUUAUACCUCGUCUUAAAGAUUCACUCUCCCUCGCUCUCAAACACUAUACACCCUUAGCUGGAAACCUUGUUUGUCCAAUAGAUUCGAGUAGUCAUCCUGAGUUGCGUUAUAUGCCUGGUGAUUCUGUGUCUGUUACCUUUUCUGAGACUGAUAUGGAUUUCAAUUAUCUCAUUGGUAACCAUCCCCGAAAUGCUAAGGAUUUUUAUCCCUUGAUUCCUCAAUUGGCGGAACCUAAAGAUGCACCCGGGGUAAUACUAGCCCCGUUGUUAGCCAUUAAAGUAACACUUUUUCCGAAUCUUGGCAUAUCCAUCAGUUUCAGUAACCAUCAUGCCGCUUGUGAUGGAAACACCAUAGUAAGAUUCACGAGAGCAUGGGCUUUACUCAACAAAUUCGAUGGGGAUGAACAAUCUAUAGCGAAUGAGUUCAUUCCAUUCUAUGGUAGGUCCGCAAUAAAAGACCCUAAUGAACAAGGGACUACUAUGUGGAAUAUAAUAAAGACAUUUAAGCCGGAGAUGCGUGACAUAGUUAUGAUUCCUGUUGAUAAAGUUCGAGCUACAUUUAUUCUAGGACAUGAUAAAAUCGUGAAGCUCAAGAACUUAGUUUUGUCAAGGCGACCAAGCCUAGAACAUGUGACAUCUUUCACAAUAACAUGUGCUUAUGUAUGGACUUGCUAUGUAAAAUCAAAGGCCACAGUUUGGGAAGAGAAAGACAAGAAUGUACUGGAGUUCUUCAUAUGUGCAGUAGAUUAUAGAGCGCGACUUAAUCCACCACUUCCUCAAUCUUAUUUUGGGAAUUGCAUAAUAGGGUACAAUUCAGAAACAACACAUAUUAACUUAAUUGGUGAGGAAGGCUUUACAAUUGCUGCGGAAUUAAUUGGAAAAACCAUUCAAAAAAGGCUGAAGGAUGAGGAUUGGCUCCACAGUGGUAACUGGUUUAAAAGUUUUGGUACCGUUGACCACAAACGAGCGUUUGGACUUACUGGAUCUCCAAAGUUUGAUUUAUAUGCUACUGAUUUUGGUUGGGGUAAACCAGCCAAGUUAGAGUCCAUUUCUAUUGAAAGUGGAGAAGGUGGUGCAAUGUCCCUCAGCAAGUCUAGGGACUCAGAUGGAGACUUAGAGAUUGGCUUGUCUUUGUCGAAAGCUCAAAUGAAUGCAUUUGCUUCUUUAUUCAGUCAUGGACUAAGCUUUGUGUAGUAACCUAAGCUUGUUUGGAUGGUUGUUACCUAUUGUAUUGUGUUGUUAGUUAUUUUGUAGUUCUUUCUUUAGCUCUUAGUAUAAGAGUGUAACAUCUUUGUGGAUGCUACAUGUUAGUUAUUUAUCCACUUGUUCCAAGCUGUGAUUUAGUCCAGCUCAUUUAGCCAGCCCAAUGCAUUUUGUCCAUCAUAAACA